GCAAAAAAUUGUGAUUUCCGCAUACAUGUUUUUCUCUCCCCCUUCUUCUCAUCCUCUCCCCCCUUUCUCCUUUACCCGCCAUUCCUCCUAUUAGUUUUUUUAGCUGAUAGUUUUAGGCAGUUUUCAAGAUGAGAUAAAUAGCACAAACAUGACGUUUUUAAAUUAUCAUGCAUUGAAACGAUUUGUAAAGAAAAUCAUAUGAACGAUUUUUCUUUCAUCCACAUUUUCUCAUCGAAAUAAGUGUUCGAGUAUUGUCGAAUAAAGUGGGGGAGUUUCGUAUUUCGCGGUUGUGUAAUUUAGCUGCCGAAUAUUUGGUUUGUUCUUUAUAGAUGUACUAUUAAACUGUUUCAAUAAGUAAGAGUGAGACGAGUAUAUUUUGUCCCGCUCUAGCUUACUGCAUCAGUUCAGCAGUGCUGCUACAAAGAACAGACCUAUUGUCGCAACUGCACAUGUGUCGUAAAGCAUAUUGAUAGCAUGUCGUAAAGCAUAUUAUCAUAAAGUAUAUUGAUUGAUUAGUAGUUACAGCUAAUAUGAGUCUACGUUGAGAUAUGAUAAGAUACUUGAGGUACUCUUAUUGUAAUACUAUUAAAUGGUGUGUAAAUAUACAUACCUCUGUGCAUAAACAAAUAACUAGUGGAGCAGUUCUACUAACCAAUAUCACUGUACACGUGAAAUCUUAUAGUUCCAAAGUAUAUUGUAUCACAGAACACAAUAUGAGUGCAUUCAAACUAGCUGAUUAUGACUGCAUUGGCUUUGACUUGGAUAACACUCUGGUGCGUUAUAAUAUCGCAAAUCUGAUGCACAUGGAGUUUAACAUGUUAGCUACAUUCAUGGUAGAUAAUCGAAGAUAUAGUAAGAAGCUGUUAGAACCAUUGACAGACAACGACCUGGAUUUUAUGCAGAAAGGAUUGCUGUUGGACUUCGAGAGGGGAAAUAUACUCAAAAUAGGCUCAGAUGGUGUUAUCCAUAGAGCAUGUCAUGGGACGCAUUUGUUAAACAAGGAUCAAAUACAGAAGAUAUAUUCUGAGCAGAGAUGGGAAGUUACUGAUAUUUUCUGUAACAAUGUUCUGGAUGCCUGGAAUGGCCCUUUGUCUGAGAAAGUGAGGAGUGUGCUGGAUUAUUUUGAUGUACCAGCGAGUCUUGUGUUUGCACGGGCUGUAGAUGCACUUGAUGAAGAACAUGAAUCCUGCCAAGAUAAAUAUAAUAUCUGGCCUGAUAUAUUGGAUGGUAUGAUCUAUAUGUUUUCUAUAGAUCAUUUUGAAUCAGACAAAGGGAUCUUUGGCCAUAUUAAACAAAAUCCAGAGAAAUAUUUGCAUAAAACUGAUAGCACAGCAUUAAUUUCUUGGUUACAACAGAUUAAACCAAAACCUGUGACUUUCCUUCUUACUGGAUCAAACGUAGAUUAUGUAAAUUUUAUCGCAAAUUAUGCUCUUGGGGAAGAGUGGCAAUUUAUUUUUGAUAUUAUUGUAUGUUAUGCGAAAAAACCAGGCUUUUUUACUGCUAAUCGACCGUUUCUAGAUGUUAUACAAAAUAAGAAUACUGAUAUUAUAAGCCAGCAGUUAGAAAGAGGUAAAAUAUAUAGCGAAGGAAAUUGGAAAGGUCUACGAGAAUUUUUUCGUACAAUGGGGAAAGAAAAUCCACGAUGCUUAUAUAUUGGUGAUAAUCUGGUGCAAGAUAUUUAUGUACCAAAUGCUUUUGCCUAUUGUGAUACGAUAUCUGUAGUUGAAGAAAUAAUAUCAGAAAAACAUGGCUAUUGUACGAAUUUGUGUAGUGAACAAAAUCUAGAUGAGAAAAUGUUGAAUUCGAAGCUUUGGGGCUCUUACUUUUACUUGACAGACUUGAAGGCUAAUGUAGAUACUUUCUGGGGGCACAUAAUCAAAAAGCAUUCAAAACUUUGUAUAUCACGCGUCGAAGAGAUUUUAACAACUGCUAUGGACAAACCCUUUCCAUCUUUUGAUAAUGGUGGAAAAUCAUAAUUGAUAUUUUAUUUUUAUGUCUAUACGGAUUAUACCAGCUAUCAAGGAACAGUUGCAACAAUUAAAGGGUCCUGCGAGGGAAUUGAAAGAUAUAAAACAUAAUUUCAGAG
Dinoponera quadriceps is the source of this 2086-nucleotide messenger RNA. It is a transcript of the gene Nt5a, whose product is annotated as U7 snRNA-associated Sm-like protein LSm10. Gene Ontology annotation, biological process: mRNA 3'-end processing by stem-loop binding and cleavage. Bases 549 to 1976 code for a protein of 475 amino acids. Gene Ontology annotation, cellular component: cytoplasmic U snRNP body; nuclear body. NCBI's taxonomy places the organism in Eukaryota, Metazoa, Arthropoda, Insecta, Hymenoptera, Formicidae. The record is from RefSeq and is a predicted model, not a curated record. Gene Ontology annotation, molecular function: histone pre-mRNA DCP binding; U7 snRNA binding; 5'-nucleotidase activity. The transcript has 2 exons.